Messenger RNA from Lepisosteus oculatus (spotted gar), 1911 nucleotides. NCBI's taxonomy places the organism in Eukaryota, Metazoa, Chordata, Actinopteri, Semionotiformes, Lepisosteidae. The record is from RefSeq and is a predicted model, not a curated record.
ACUCGUUUUAUCAAUGAAAUCAGUAACUGACAUCACAGCAAUUGGCAUAUGUGCGGUCAAUCACGCGUUUGUAAAUCCGAGCCGAGUCUGAUCCUUUAUAAUGCGGCGGGCAACAGGCUGUAUCGGACACAGUUGUGAUAAAGGUACACGGGACGGGUUAGAGACAUCCCAAUAGUUAGUAUGGAUCGUCAGAUGAAUGGCGAACUCGGGGUGGCCUCUCUCUCGAAAGAGCUGGCGGAUAUCUUUUUGGAUGAAUCUGAUAAUGACUGCGAAGAAACAUUCCUCGGUUUUUCGGACGGCGAUUUGGGCGACCUGAAUAUUGAGACUUCUGACAGUGAUGAUGAGUGUGUCAGAGCUGCCCCUUCUGACCCCGACCCCAAUCCUCCACGUCGCUUUGUCCUCAGGGUUGCUCUGCGUCCACGGGCUUUCCUGCCGAGCAGCGAGGAGGAGGAGGAAAAGGAAGAGGAAGAAAAAGAAAAAGAAGACAAGCUGCCCAUCUUCGCCACUCCCCAUGCGAGCUCCAGCUCGGAAGAUGAGUCCCACCUCACGUUCCUGGAGAAGCGAGCCAUGAACGUCCAAGCUAACAAGGCCAUGCUCGCCCAGUUGAUGGCCGACUUGAACAACAUGCCUGGGUCCUUCCUGAAGUCGGGCUGUCCCGUGGAGAAAGGGCCUCGCGCUAAGUCGAAACGUGCUCCCCGAUCCUCGCUUUCACGGGAAGGGGUGGAGCGGAGGAACCCCGAAAGGGCUUCUCGCAGGCAGACGCGCUCCAUGGGGGGCGUGACCCGCUCCCCUCCCCUGAGCGAGACCCUCGAGCUGCAGCAGAGCCUGGGGGAGCAGCUGCUGGAGGUGACUGUCCGGCGGGGGGCAGCGGGUCACAGGGAGGGGUGCCCACCUAGAGCAGGGGCAGUUGGUCCCGUUCCAGUCCGCUGCAUUUCUUCGAGCUGUAUUGAAAUCGCUGGCCCUUCAUUAUUUAACGGACUGUGCUGUUGGAGAUCCCAAAGACGAGUAGGCAAGUCUUCAUUCCAGUGUGUAAGCUAAACCUAAUGAAUUGGCAAAUCUUGGAGAUGAAGUGAUUUUUAAAAUCUCUUGUGAAUGUGUACUUCUCUGAUAAAUGACCUGUACCAACAGCUGUUCCUAUUUUGAUGGGAUCCUCUCGGUGCAGGAUUUUUUUACUAUUUCUUUAUUGCUUAAUGGAUACACUCAUCCAGGGUCCCUUACAAUCCAGACAAUCAGUACUUACUUGAUUCCUAAUGGAGGAAAGAUCAUACAUCGACAAAUUACAACACUAUCCUCAUACAAAACUUGCAAGUACCUAGCAGUGAGGUGAUUUUGAAAAGGAAAUUCAGAGCUGGGCUCCCCAUUCUUGGCCAUGGUGGGCUGGGGUCUUUAGAGUUCUCAGUUCCAGCUGAGCAUUUGAUGACUUAUAUUGUUGUUUAACUGGUCCAAUUGCUCCUUGAAUAUUUUCCAGGUCGGUAGGGGCUCCUUCUCUAAAGGGAGGGGUAAGCGAUGGUGGGUAGAGGAUGAAACUGUACAAGCAGUGUUGCAGAUUCCAAGUAUUGGGCAGCUGUAGGGCAGUUAUUUGGAGAUGCCUGAAAAUGGGGUAGCAGCAGCAGCAGUGCAUAUAAAGAUGUGAUCUGAUCACACCUGUGAUUGGCAGAGCUGGCUUGGGGGGUGUGGGGGCUGCACAGUUCUGAUUUCUUUAGGCAGGGCACCAGCAAGGGGGCAAGACUGGAGCAGGACUGGCCCAACAAGCUGAUCCAGUGUUUCACCCUGCUGCCCUAAUACAGGGGUCCCUGGUCCUGGAGGGUCCAACUCCCCUGCUGGGUUUAACUCCAGGCCAGAUUAAUUCAGCUCAACCAUUUGGAACAGUUGCUUGUGCUGUAGUUAAAAGGGCAGCUUCCAACAUUUUUU